AAUUAUUACAAUAGUUCAAUUGAUUUAUCCUCCAAUUCAAAAGGUCAUCCUAAAACAAAUAGUAGUGAGAGUAAUGUUAAUGAGACUAAUAGUAAUAAUGUAACUGAACCAACUGAUCCGGAGUUCGAUUAUGAUGAAUACAAACCUGAUGGAAAAAAGGCAAUGCAUUUUAGACCUCACACCGGAAAACACCAACAUACCAAAAUUGAGAUAAACACAUCAAAUCAUUAUAAACUUUUCAUUUUAAUCACAUCACAAGUGAAAGAAUUUCGAAAACGCAAUUUAUUACGGGACAUUUUAUUUGGCAUAGAAAGUAAUUUAGAACCUU
Molecule: messenger RNA, 328 nt
Organism: Racocetra fulgida
Lineage: Eukaryota; Fungi; Glomeromycota; Glomeromycetes; Diversisporales; Gigasporaceae
Source: the annotation of a GenBank genome assembly